AUGACCUCCGCCCGUCUAUGCAGUCCUGGGAGGCAAAACCACCGCGGUGAAUGGGUGGACGACUCUUUCAGCGGAAAGGACGAUCAAGGAUCGCUCAAGCUCACUUACGAAAUCGAUCAAUGUCCCUACUUCAUGGAGAACUCGCCACGCCCACCAUGGCCCAUAACCCGGGCCACGCAGCUUAGCGAUUUCUGCACCCUGUUUGCGCGGGCGCCCCUUACGUCGCUGACGAUCGACUUGCACGCGCUCCCGUUCGCCCCCCUCCUCCAAGCGUUCCGCACAUUCCCGCACCUGUCGACUCUGGAGCUCUUUGCUGGGCCCGACGACGUCGAGGCCGUUUGCGUUGCAGGGCUCUUCACCGCUCUUGUUUCUCCGGCGGAUGCGGGCGGCCUGCCCGAUGUUCCAGGUGCGAGCGUUGUCCUGCCGGCUCUGCGCACAUUGCGCCUGGAGGGCAUCCGGCAGUCCGCACGAGUGUCAGUUCUAUGCACGCUCUUCGCCUGCCUUGUUCUUCGCGCUCAGCGCGGCGCGGAACUUCUCUCCGGUCUAGGUGUUGAUGUAACGUUGAGAGUGGGUAGCGAAUGCGUCGCAUCCCGCGACCCUAUGCUCGCUGCGCUAAACGCAGUGGUGGAGGGACCGGUGGAGUACACUGAGAGUGAGAUGGUCUCUACGCAAGCUCAGAAGACGUUGUAG
This is a messenger RNA of Trametes versicolor FP-101664 SS1, 690 nucleotides long. RefSeq lists its product as uncharacterized. The coding region runs from base 1 to 690 and encodes 229 amino acids. The transcript is spliced from 2 exons. NCBI's taxonomy places the organism in Eukaryota, Fungi, Basidiomycota, Agaricomycetes, Polyporales, Polyporaceae. The record is from RefSeq and is a predicted model, not a curated record.